AUGCCUUCGCUGCAAGAUCAGCUUCGGACCUUGAAGACCCCGGUCUCCAAGCAACUGGGAGUCGAGAAGUCCACGGAUUCCUUGUUAUUCGACCGAAAGGAAGCUGCUUCUUUUACUUCUGAGGAGUAUUUUAACUUAGGUAUGCUCUAAAUUAUUAACUUUACUUGGUUUAGGUUUGUUGGGUCUCCAAAGAUUGCGGAAAUUGGACAGAACUUUAGCUGAUGCGGAAUACGACCUUUUUCAUCCGUCGAAGGUAUCUUUCAAUAGAGCAACAAUCACAGCAGACCAAAAUGACGAACUCGAUAAGAAGCUGAAAAGCCUUUUGGUUCAUAUUUGUCCAUAUUUUCAUCAUCAAUCCUGUCGCCAAGUGUUGGAGUGGUUGAUAUAUAAGUAUCAGGUAAGUGUUGUCUAUGUUUAAAAAAUAUUUUUUUUAGGUACAUCUUUAUAAUGCUGAUUUGAUUGCGAAUCUGUUUCUUCUCUACCAUUCGACCAAUUCCUUUGGUCGUUUAUUAUCCAUCCUAAAUUUGAACAAAAAUGAUUGGAGUUUUUGUUCGGAUUUUGCUUUGAAAGGUCUUCCAAUUCCUUUCGAAUUUCUUGUCAAAGCUUGUUUGAGGUCUGGAUCCUCUUUGAUUUCAUCAUUAUCCGCUUCCUUGACCGAAGCCGUUCAAUUGGUGGGCGAGAAUUAUGUCAGUGAGAAGAUGCAAAUGCAUUUCACAUUUUUUGCCAGUGUGAUCGUUCAUUUAUUUGCGGAUCCUGCUCACAUCACUGAAGAGCUAAUUUCGAGGAUAAUCCCAUUUGUUGGGAUUGCCCUCAAGUCGAGGGUAUUGCCGUUCAAAACUGCUGGAUAUAUUAUUGUUUGUGAUCUCUGCAUGAACGCAACCCUGAACGAAGAAGUGCUUCAUAACAUUCUCACACUUUGUAUGACGGUAUGUUAUUUUGUUCUCAAAAAUAUUUUUGUUAUAGAAAAUGCGAUCAACUUGGUUUGAGAUGGCCAUGAACACCGUUUUUGUUAUUUCUCAAAAUCAGAAGUUGACAACACUGCCUGCAAGAACGACUGUAAAACUGUUAAAAAGAUGUGAAGAGAACGACGAUAUCAAUCUACAGGAAUUCUUCUCGACAGCAAUUGCCAAACUUGAUAUCAGUUGUUUUAUCGUCGCUUUCUCCAGGACAAUGUGUUCUUAUCUGGCCGAGUCAAGUAGGUUUGCUUUACCUCUUUUCUAUUCUGCUUUUAGAUCCAGAUGAAGAGACCAAGGAUUUGAUCCUGACUUAUUUGGAAGCACUCCUUGAUUUGGAGAACAUGACACAAUCGACUGCUCAUGGAUUCCUUGAUGCAAUCUUGCAGAGUUUUACUUCAAAAGAUGAUGUUAUAAUCCCACAGCGAUUGUGCCCUUUGAUCAAGAACGUGGUCAUUAGAUUCUCGAAUGUCUUCGAUCAGUUCCGAGCGCAGAAUCAUUUAACUGAGAGCCAUAUCCUUGAAAAGUUAAUGGAGCAAUGCAAGAUUGCAGAACAUGAAGUAGGAGUUCUGGACUUUACAGAGAACAAAAAGAAACGAAGAAGGAGAACGUCCAGUAUGCGAAUUCUGGAGGAAGAUCCGACGGUCUCAUUUGGACCAGGUUCGGCACCCAAGAUUACUGUAAGUGUUACGAUAAUAUUGUUUGGUACUAUAUUUGGUUCUAUUACAGAAAAAGGAUCAAAUGGAAGCUCUCCAAGACGGAAAUGAGAUCAAGAGGAUGUUCAAAAAGCCCAUUUCUCAUAUUUUGGAGAUGCUUACUAAGGAUGAAAUUGACGUAAAAGAUGUGGAAUGGGCUCUCCAAUCUUUGAAUGACGACAGUUACUUAUCGAAACAGACCACGAAAGACCUAAAUGACUUCUGGGUUGAUGUUGUUACCUUUAUCUCUAAGGAUCCGAAAUCGGAACUGAGGAAAUCCAUCAAACUAGGGUUGGUGAAGGUAAGGAUAAUGUUUGGAAAAUAUGAUUUUAGGUGAAUAUAUCCGAAAAAAACGUUGUAUCUUUGCUAUCAAGACAUCAAUCUAACCCCAAGAAACAGAAAUUGGAUAAGAGUUUGACUGAAGAGAAAUUCCAAAACGAAACCGACGCAGAGUUCGGAGAAAGAAUUCUGUUUGUUCUUGAAGCCCUCUUAGCUUCCAUUGUCAUCGAACCAACAAAGACUAUCAUCAGACGGAUCUUUAAGCUAAUUGAUAUGUGAGUUUUUUAUUCUACUAAACAAAAGUUGGUUUGUCUUAAAAUGAAAUUAGUUUGUAAUCCUAGAUCCCAAGCAACCGAGAAGAUGAUUGAGCCUCUGAAGAAUGUAAUCCAAGUUCAACAAAUCUGUUUCUCAUAUCUGGUGAAGUCCCUCCGACAUUCCGAAGUAUUAGAUGCAAUUGAACAGGAAUGCCAAGCGGAGGUCUUGAUCAAUAUUAUCCGGUUUGGCCAUGAUGUAAAUGUCUUGAGGAACGCCCUGAAGAUAUUAACUGCAGUUGCCCCAAGAAUGCCGGUAUGUUUGUACUACGGAAGAAUUUAGCAAAACUGAUAAUAUGCCAUAUUGCAUACAUAGUAUUAUAACUAUGAGGUCGCUCUCAAGAAAUUUCAAAAAAAUUUUCGAAUUUACCUUAAAAUGGUUUAAAAUGUUGAAUUAAAUAUUGAAAAGAUAAAUAAUUUUUCAGACCAAACUGACUUCCCAAGUGAUGUCUCUCUUCGCUUUUAUGGGCCAAGGAUUGCUCAAGAAGGAUAAUGAGAUGACGUUGAGUAUUGUGGAGGAGUCUCUCUCCUCCCUCGUGUCUGCUGUUCUCCAACCUUUGAAUAAGGGGUCCCUAGAAUUGAAGAAACAGCUCUUGGCCAUCAGUCGGAUCUUCGCCAAGUCUCUUCAUGAUAUUCCGAUUCAUCGACGUCUCAAAGUAGUCAAAGUUAUUGGAACUUGUGUGGAUUCGGAGGAUUUAUGGGUGGUGUUUGCCGCGAUCUACGAAGAUUUUUGUUUGAAUUGGGUUCGAGGAACAGCCAGGGAUUGGGAGGAGGAAUUGGAUUAUCUGUCACUGGAUUUGAUGGGAUCCUUGCCUCCAGAACAUCAGAUACAAGUCUGCAUCGAUCUCCUUGGUUAUAUCGUUGGUUUGGGAGGAGAUGAUGCUAAGGGAAGAACCUCCAAUCAAGAUGGUCUGAAGGUAUUCGAUGGGUCUAAUCAGCCAUUGAAGAAGUUGAGACAUUAUCGUUACAUUAUGAUCGGAUUUGUUGCCAAGAGUGUUAGUCAACAAGCAUUGUUUGAAGAGGUAUGUUGAUCGUUUCGGUUCUCAAUUCACUUCAUGUAGCUUUCCAAUCUGACUGAUGACGAGAUCUACGAAAGAACCGCCAAAGUUGGCAUCCGCAUGUUGGAGGUUAUCUCCUCGUUGGAUGACUUUGUACUCAAGGAACUCAAUGUUGCCGAAAAGGCGGAACAGAACGCCAGAGGAAAGGAAUCAGCCCCUGCGGCCAUCCAAACCCUCAAAUAUUGGAUCGCGUUGUCAGCUAGAGCCGAGGUCAUCGCCGACAAAAUGAGAUGCAUGUUGCCGGCCAAUGUGAGCGGCCAUAUUAUUUGUGAUCUCCUGGACAAUAAAUCGGCCAGUUCCAAGAUGAGAGACCGCGCACUUCAACUAUUGAAUGUGAAGUUGUUGAGUGAAACUGGAAAGGAGAACGAAGAGAAAACUGACAAGUUCGAUACUUAUCUUGUGAAGUUUGCGAAACUCUUGUCACGGUGGAUAAAACCAGCUAAGAAGAUUGACGAUGUAAGGAGAUUAGUGGAUGAUUCUUAUUGAUUAAUAUUGUUUUAGGUUGCAUUAUGUCAGAAAGCAGCGUUCUCUUUGAAAUUGUUGGCCAAACGGGUAGUCUCCGAUGAAGUUCGGCCGACCUUUGUAGAAGUCCUGAAGAGAUCUAGUGAUAUGGUAAUAAAUAUUAUGAUGAUUGAAUAAUUAUAUCACUUUAGCUAGUGAAAUGGGAGGAGCAGGAUGACUCGAUGAUUGGCAACAUCCUCCUCCUGGUCGCCGAAAUUGUUCGUUCUGGAUUGGUGUCUUCAGCUGUCCUCGAGAAUUGUGAUUCCAUCUCCCAAACAUGCCUGGCUAUUCUCAAGAAGUGUAAUAUAAGUAAUGAACAGAGUAGACCGGCAGAGGAGAACUCAGCGAUGGCCAAAAGAGUCAGACAUCGAGCGCAUUCGAUGAGCGGAAGACAAUUUGGAGAUGAUGUUGUGUUUGUUUGUGCUCUGACAUUGGUUUUGAGGCUUCUGGAUCAUGAAAAUGAGGUGCGUGAAAUGGAUGGUAGAGUAAAAUUUAUUUAUUUUUUUCAGGGAUCCCAAUCAUACCACGAAGAUUUCCUCGUCAAUGUCUCAGAGCUUUCUACCAAAUAUAUUCCAGUUUUGGAAAGGUUAAAAGAAGGAGAUGGUGAGGAUCUGAAAUUAGAAACAGCCUCUCAGAAGACUUCUUCAAUAAGACAUCGAUUACAACAACUGAACGCAUGUUUCAGUGGAAUGAACCUGGAAAAACUUCAGGAAUGUUUGAAUGGGGCCGUCAAGAAGGUUUAUGAGAAUACUGUAGGUUUAAAAUAUAUCUUGGCAUAUGUUAGAUAUACCUUAAAAAUAUAUUUUAGUAAUUGUGGGGGUGUUUGAUUAACAGCAUUACUUACAGGAAUGUCUGGCGACUUUGGGACUGUUAUUAGAAGAAGCAAUCAAGAAGAACGAGAACAACGACAAGAUCGGAAGUCUUUCAGUCGAGUUCCUUCCAGUUGUUAUUGAUCUUAUUGAGGUCCGAAAGAACACUAAACAUACUGAAGUGAGUUUCCCUUCAUUUAUAUUGUUGUUGCCUUUAGGAGAAUCUUGAAGCCCUAAAAUUGGCUGAGACAGCUGCUAUUCGAGCCUUCAUUUCACUAACGGAGAAUCUCAGCGAAUCCGAAUUGACUCCGGUGUUUGGAGAGUUCGCGGAUUGGGUGGAAGAGGGUUUCAAUAGCAAUGAACCCAAUAUCAAAUACAGGGUUUCGACGGUAUAUUUCCUGGCAAACAAGUUCUAUGACUACUACAACACCUUGGCCCUGCCUUAUUUCAAUCGACUGUUCUCUUAUGUUCCCAAAUUGAUGCGACUCCUAAAUGUGGCCAAGAGUAAGUGAAUCUAAUGUAAAUUGAAUUGUGAGAUUGUUCACGAAUGUUUAUAAUCAUUGCUUUUAGCAAGUAAAGAUGAGCUGUUUAUCGAUGGAAGUUCCAAGGGAUCAGUGGAGGGAAUUGUUGCCCAUGAAUUAAUUAUCAGACUCGUUCAGUUCGUCACAAAUUGCGCCAAACAUAGAGUUUUCAUCGGAGAGUAAGUUUUGUCAUUUAUUUUGGAAAGCUGUGUUUGGACGAGAAGUUUAUUAUUUUUCUUUCAGAGACAGAGCCGAGGUUGUCCAUGAAUGUAUUUUGGAUGAACUCGAGAAUAGAAAGGUCAGAGGUCAUGAACAAAGAUGCGUGAACUACCUUAUCGACUGCAUCUACUACAUCAGCGAGUCUUCCCCCGAUCUUUUCUCAACUUCCAUUUGUCAUAAAUUAUUGGAGAAGUUGAGGCAUUCGAAUGGAAGAAUCAGGCACAGAUCUCUGGUUGUUUUUGAUCGGGUAGCCAACAGAGCCGGGGAUGCCAUGGCUCCUUUACUCCCUGUGGUUGUACAAGCCCUCACUGAAGUCUUGGAAGGUAAUCAUUCGUUCUUUAUUUUCUUUGAUAUCGGUUCCAAUCGAUUGUAUAAUUUUGGAUUUAGAUAAUGAUCAAAAGGUGGCGGAUCAAUGCGAUCGAACCAUCCGGAUGCUCAAGGGCGUUUUUGGCGAAGAAAUCCUUCAGAAUUAA
This is a messenger RNA of Bursaphelenchus xylophilus (pine wood nematode), 5819 nucleotides long. Lineage: Eukaryota; Metazoa; Nematoda; Chromadorea; Rhabditida; Aphelenchoididae. The record is from the annotation of a GenBank genome assembly.